Molecule: messenger RNA, 1400 nt
Organism: Lepidothrix coronata (blue-crowned manakin)
Lineage: Eukaryota; Metazoa; Chordata; Aves; Passeriformes; Pipridae
Product: ras-related GTP-binding protein A
Exons: 10
Coding region: 70-1011 (313 amino acids)
Biological process (GO): cellular response to starvation; positive regulation of TOR signaling; cellular response to amino acid stimulus
Cellular component (GO): lysosome; Gtr1-Gtr2 GTPase complex; nucleus
Molecular function (GO): GTPase activity; GTP binding
Source: RefSeq, a predicted model, not a curated record
CCGCCGCAGGCACCGGGGGCCGCCCCGGCACAGCCCCCCCGAGCCGCCCAGCGCCGCCGCAGGUGUGUGAUGCCCAGCACAGCCAUGAAGAAGAAGGUGCUGCUGAUGGGUAAAAGUGGGUCUGGGAAGACCAGCAUGAGAUCUAUUAUCUUUGCCAACUACAUCGCCCGGGACACGCGGCGCCUGGGGGCCACCAUUGAUGUGGAGCAUUCCCAUGUCAGAUUCCUGGGAAACCUGGUGUUAAACCUGUGGGACUGUGGAGGGCAGGACACCUUCAUGGAGAACUACUUCACCAGCCAGAGGGACAACAUCUUCCGCAACGUGGAGGUUCUCAUCUACGUGUUCGACGUGGAGAGCCGGGAGCUGGAGAAGGACAUGCACUACUACCAGUCCUGCCUGGAGGCCAUUCUGCAGAACUCCCCUGAUGCCAAGAUCUUCUGCCUGGUGCACAAGAUGGACUUGGUGCAGGAGGACCAGCGGGAUUUGAUUUUUAAGGAGCGUGAAGAGGACUUGAAACGCCUCUCCCGGCCCUUGGAAUGUGUUUGUUUUAGAACCUCCAUCUGGGAUGAAACCCUUUACAAGGCCUGGUCCAGCAUCGUGUACCAGCUGAUCCCCAACGUGCAGCAGCUGGAGAUGAACCUGAGGAACUUUGCUCAGAUCAUCGAGGCAGAUGAAGUGCUGCUGUUUGAGAGAGCCACCUUCCUGGUCAUUUCUCACUAUCAGUGCAAAGAGCAGAGGGACGUCCACAGGUUUGAGAAAAUCAGCAACAUCAUCAAACAAUUCAAGCUGAGCUGCAGUAAGCUGGCAGCCUCUUUCCAGAGCAUGGAGGUCAGGAACUCUAACUUUGCUGCUUUCAUUGACAUCUUUACAUCCAACACAUACGUGAUGGUGGUUAUGUCAGACCCUUCCAUACCUUCCGCGGCCACGCUGAUCAACAUCCGCAACGCCAGGAAACACUUUGAGAAGCUGGAGAGGGUGGAUGGCCCAAAGCACAGCCUGCUCAUGCGCUGAUCCCAGCUUUGGGGGCAGGAAGCAUGGAUCUGGGACUACUUUUUAGGAGAAUCUAACACUGUCGAUGUCUUUGUUGGGCUUUAUGAGUGUGCUGCUUUGUUUUCUCUCCUUUUCACGUCGGACACUAGAGGCACAGAGGAUGUCUGGAUACACUGCAGACCUUCAGAGACUUCCCUGGCACCCCCUGGGCUUGGGAAGGAGGCAGGACAGGUGAUAUGCCCGUGGGCUGGUGCUCUCAGGUGGAUAUUUUGCUGCCAGGAGGACAUUUUAAGUCCCAGGAAUAUGGGAUAUUUAGUGGUUUCUUGGUUGGUUGCUUGAAUAAGUUUCUGAAUUUCUCCUUGUCUUCGAUCAUAAAAUUAAAUUUUUGCUACCAGGGAUUUCAGAUCCUA